Schistocerca piceifrons (Central American locust) is the source of this 1686-nucleotide messenger RNA. RefSeq names its product inositol polyphosphate 1-phosphatase (gene Ipp). Gene Ontology annotation, molecular function: inositol-1,4-bisphosphate 1-phosphatase activity. The record is from RefSeq and is a predicted model, not a curated record. The coding region runs from base 211 to 1356 and encodes 381 amino acids. Lineage: Eukaryota; Metazoa; Arthropoda; Insecta; Orthoptera; Acrididae. The transcript has 6 exons.
AUUGUUUGUAUUUGAAUGAGUAAAGAUUUUUUUUUUUAGUUAGAGUAAAAUUUAUAGCUGAAAGUAAGGCAUUCUAUGAAGGACAUCAGCAACACUUCAUUUUUCCAUUGUAAGCGUUAAAUGCAUUAUAUUUUGACAGCUGCUGUAGCUCGAAGAACGUCGUUGCGGUUUAGAAUAGGUAAAUAAUAGAUCUGUAUAUAAUCUUACGCUAUGGAAAGGAAUGUGUUAAGUGCAUUUAUUCAAGCAUCGGAAAAAGCAGCUAAUAUAGCAAGAGCAUGUCGACAGAAUGCACAUUUAUUUGAGCUCCUUGUGCAAGAGAAGGUAGAUGACGAGAAAAACCCUAGAUUUGUACACGAUUUCAAGACUCUGGCUGACGUUCUGAUACAAGAAACAAUAAAACAUGAUAUCGGCGAACAGUUUCCGGAAUUAGCGCAGCAUAUAAAGGGAGAAGAGAGUAAUAAAUUUCAAAACACUCUGGGUGAAAGUAUAACGGUUGAAGUAAAAGCUGACAAAGAUUCUACAGCAGCGCUGUUGAGUAAGGUUCUGAAUGGGGACACAGUGGCUGCAGGUUUGCUCGCUGACGAAGUUCAUAAGGUGGUGCCACUGGAGGACGUGAACCUCGCCAACUCCACACUGCCUCACAAAGUUGAGCUGCCUGUCGAGCAUUUGGGUGUCUGGAUAGACCCUAUUGAUGCGACUUCUGAAUACAUCAGGGGCAAGGAGACCCCAUCGACCAUUAAUGGUUUGUACUGUGGUGGCUUGCAGUGCGUCACCGUUCUCUUGGGAGUGUUCGACAGGUCGACCGGUUGUCCAGUGAUGGGUGUUGUAAACCAGCCUUUCUUCAUUCAUGAUGAUGACAGGUGGAUCGGAAGAUGUAUGUGGGGGAUAAGUCACAAUGAUACAAAUCUAAACUGCAUUCCCAAACCAGAUUUAUCACCUAAGGAAAAGGUGGUCCUGGUAGGCUCCGGCGAGUCGGAGGAGCUGCGAGAGAAGCUGCGAGCGUCGGGGGCAGUGGUGGUACGCGGUGUGGCAGGUGCGGGCCACAAACUGGUGGGUGUGGCGUUGGGGCUGGCGGACGCAUACGUGCUGACGCGGCCCACCACCUUCCUGUGGGACACGUGUGGGCCGCACGCGCUGCUCCUCUCGCAGGGCGGCGGUGUCGCCAGCUGUGCCAAUCCGGGCAUGCAGCUCAUCUACACUGGGAAUGUUGGCACCUGCAACGAGGGUGGCAUCGUCGCGUACCGUGACCGCACCUUCCUGGAGGCUCUGCUUGACCGUGAGCUGCAGGAGUCGGUCCUGCCGCUCGACCCGCAGGCAUCUGGCGACCCACAGGCAUCUGGCGAUCCACCCCAGUGAGACCCUGUGACACCUCGGAAAGUUCUGUCUGGCGACUGCGGACAGUUACAUUUUUCCCGCCAUUUUAAUGUCAUUAUUCCAAAAGUGAAUGAAGUUGUUUCACAGACUACAGUGGAGUCUGCUGUGACAGCAGAUGAAAAUUAUAUGCCUUAAUACAAUUUUAACUGUUGUCUACUCCCGAAUGCAUUACAAUCCCUGGUGAUACAGUCUGCCCCUUUGGCCAGAUCUCGUAUGCCUCACUGCCGAGUGAAAAGUGUUUUAGAGAUGGUGAACUGGAGGUGAUGCAUUUGCAAACGUACCUGUAUUUAUAAAGAUUCAAAUUGAUGAUCU